AUGGACCGGAAGGUGGCCCGAGAAUUCCGACACAAGGUCAGAGCUGAGAGGUACCCUGCGCGAUGGGCAACUGUGGAGUCCCUGGUCCGGGUGGAUUUUCUAAUUGAAAAUGACGCAGAGAAGGACUAUCUUUACGAUGUGCUGCGGAUGUAUCACCAGACCAUGGAUGUGGCCGUGCUCGUAGGAGACCUGAAAUUGGUCAUCAAUGAGCCCAACCGCCUGCCGCUGUUUGAUGCCAUCCGACCCCUAAUCCCACUCAAGCACCAGGUGGAGUAUGACCAGUUGACACCCCGGCGCUCCAGGAAACUGAAGGAGGUACGCUUGGACCGUCUGCACCCAGAAGGCCUCGGCCUCAGCGUGCGUGGAGGCCUGGAAUUCGGCUGUGGACUCUUCAUCUCUCACCUCAUCAAAGGUGGCCAGGCAGACAGCGUCGGGCUGCAGGUAGGGGAUGAGAUUGUCCGGAUCAACGGCUAUUCCAUCUCUUCCUGUACCCAUGAGGAGGUCAUCAACCUGAUCCGCACCAAGAAGACCGUGUCCAUCAAAGUGAGACACAUCGGCCUGAUCCCUGUGAAGAGCUCUCCUGAGGAGCCCCUCAAAUGGCAGUAUGUGGAUCAGUUCGUGUCGGAAUCUGGGGGUGUGCGAGGUGGCUUGGGCUCACCUGGCAAUCGAACAACCAAGGAGAAGAAGGUGUUUCUCAGUCUCGUAGGCUCUCGGGGCCUGGGCUGCAGCAUCUCCAGUGGCCCCAUCCAGAAGCCCGGCAUCUUCGUCAGCCACGUGAAGCCUGGCUCCCUGUCUGCAGAGGUGGGGUUAGAGACAGGAGACCAAAUUGUGGAAGUCAAUGGUAUCGACUUCACCAACCUGGACCACAAGGAGGCUGUGAAUAUCCUGAAGAGCAGCCGCAGCCUGACCAUCUCCAUUGUUGCUGGAGCUGGCCGGGAGCUGUUCAUGACAGACCGGGAACGGCUGGAGGAGGCUCGGCAGCGUGAGCUGCAGCGGCAGGAGCUCCUCAUGCAGAAGCGGCUGGCCAUGGAGUCCAACAAGAUCCUCCAGGAGCAGCAGGAGAUGGAGCGCCAGAGGAGAAAGGAUAUCGCCCAGAAGGCCGCUGAGGAGAAUGAGAGAUACCGGAAGGAGAUGGAGCAGAUCUCGGAGGAGGAAGAGAAGUUUAAGAAACAGUGGGAAGAAGACUGGGGCUCAAAGGAACAGCUCAUUCUGCCCAAGACCAUCACCGCAGAGGUGCACCCAGCGCCCCUUCGCAAGCCCAAGUCUUUUGGGUGGUUUUACCGUUACGAUGGCAAAUUCCCAACCAUCCGGAAGAAAGCAAAAGAGAAGAAGAAAGCCAAGUACGACAGCCUGCAGGACCUGAGGAAGAACAAGAAGGAGCUCGAGUUUGAGCGAAAGCUCUACAAAGAGAAGGAGGAGAUGCUGGAGAAGGAGAAGCAGCUGAAGAUCAACCGGUUGGCCCAGGAGGUGUCUGAGACUGAGCGGGAAGACCUUGAGGAAUCGGAAAAGACUCAGUAUUGGGUGGAGAGGCUCUGUCAGACUCGCCUCGAGCAGAUUUCCUCUGCCGAGAAUGAGAUCACUGAGAUGACCACAGGGCCCCCACCUCCCCCACCUUCUGUGUCUCCUCUGGCUCCUCCCUUGAGACGAUUCGCUGGUGGGAUCCACCUCCACACCACCGACCUGGAUGACAUCCCCCUGGAUAUGUUCUACUAUCCCCCCAAGACCCCCUCAGCACUGCCUGUGAUGCCCCACCCUCCACCACCCAUCAACCCACCUUCCAAGGUCCCCGCCCCUCCUGUACUUCCCUCACCAGGCCACGUGAGCAGUUCAUCCUCACCAUGGGUGCAACGCACUCCACCCCCAAUUCCCAUUCCUCCCCCUCCGUCUAUUCCCACCCAAGACCUCACUCCUACCCGCCCACUGCCCUCAGCACUGGAAGAGGCCCUGGGCAACCACCCCUUCCGCACCGGGGACCCAGGCCAUCCAGCAGAUGACUGGGAGGCAAACGCCCACAGUGGGAAGCCCUCCAGCUCCCCCACCACUGAGCGGAGCUUCCCACCCGCCCCGAAGACAUUUUGCCCAAGCCCACAGCCUCCACGAGGCCCUGGCGUGUCCACCAUCUCCAAGCCCGUCAUGGUCCACCAGGAACAUAACUUCGUCUACAGGCCAGCUGUGAAGUCCGAGGUCCUGCCGCAGGAGAUGCUGAAGAGGAUGGUGGUGUAUCAGACAGCAUUCAGACAAGAUUUCCGAAAAUAUGAAGAAGGCUUUGACCCCUACUCCAUGUUCUCACCAGAGCAGAUCGCAGGGAAAGACGUGCGGCUUCUGAGAAUCAAGAAGGAGGGGUCUUUAGACUUGGCCCUGGAGGGCGGAGUGGACUCCCCCGUGGGGAAGGUGGUCGUCUCUGCAGUUUAUGAAGGGGGAGCUGCGGAGCGGCACGGUGGCGUUGUGAAAGGGGAUGAGAUCAUGGCCAUCAAUGGCAAGAUUGUGACGGACUACACCCUGGCUGAGGCUGAGGCGGCCCUGCAGAAGGCCUGGAAUCAGGGCGGGGACUGGAUAGACCUUGUGGUUGCCGUCUGUCCUCCCAAGGAAUACGACGAUGAACUCUCUUCUCUUCCCUCCUCUGCAGCCGAAAGCCCCCAGCCGGCCCGAAGGCAGCUCGAAGCCUAUGAGCCCGUGUGUAGACACGGGUUCCUCCUGCAGCUGGAGCCCACGAACCUUCUUUUAAAGUCCAGAGAGAAAAGCCAGCCAGACCCAUCCCGGAAGUUAGCAAGCUCUGCACCCAGCCCCUGAACUCAACCUGAGUGAUGCCAGUCACGGUAGAAAGGCUCCCUGGAAACUGCCCCCAUCAAGCCCUGUGACCUGGCCCCUCCUCUGAAGGCCAGCAAGAGGCGGAGCAGGGACCCGCUGCUGUUCUGGAGUGCUCUGUGGGACUCCAGCUCCCAUUUCUUCCAGUUCUGCUAAGUCGGCCCUCCCUGCUCUACAUAGUCCUUUCUUGAGACCUCAGGGCGCCCAGGUCCUACAUCUGUCUAUCGCCCCCCAUCCCCCUUCCUGUUCUAAUCCCUGCUGAAAACCUGGCGGUGACCUCACUAAUAAACAAGCCUGACUCCUU
Apodemus sylvaticus (European woodmouse) is the source of this 3109-nucleotide messenger RNA. RefSeq names its product USH1 protein network component harmonin (gene Ush1c). The coding region runs from base 1 to 2790 and encodes 929 amino acids. Gene Ontology annotation, molecular function: protein binding. The transcript is spliced from 27 exons. Gene Ontology annotation, biological process: inner ear auditory receptor cell differentiation; sensory perception of sound; retinal cone cell development. Lineage: Eukaryota; Metazoa; Chordata; Mammalia; Rodentia; Muridae. Gene Ontology annotation, cellular component: stereocilia ankle link complex; photoreceptor inner segment; plasma membrane. The record is from RefSeq and is a predicted model, not a curated record.